CCCGCACCUCAAAUUCCUCACCAAACACUGACCUUGGAAAAAAAAGGAAGACGAAGAGAACGACGACACACGCCGACACGACGACGACAACGACGACAAUUCCACCCGCCCACCCUUUCGUCCCCUUCCCUCGUCCAGGUUGUUCAACGGCGUCCAAACCCACACAACGAAAACAUGUCCGACAGCGGGGAAGUCGAGGUCGAAAGCCCCAUGGGGUACCAAGUCCUGCCUAAGGAAGUUGCCGCUGAAAUCGGCAGCGUCAAGCUCUUCAACAAAUGGAGCUAUGAGGAUAUUGAGGUCCGGGAUAUGUCUUUGACCGACUACAUCCAAAUCCGCCAGCCCGUCUACAUCUCCCACUCCGCCGGACGAUAUGCUGUCAAGCGAUUCCGAAAGGCUCAAUGCCCCAUUAUUGAGCGACUCACCAACUCUCUGAUGAUGAACGGCCGUAACAACGGAAAGAAGCUCAUGGCUGUCCGCAUUGUUGCCCACACUUUCGAAAUCAUCCACAUCAUGACCGACCAAAACCCCAUCCAAGUCGCUGUCGACGCCAUCGUCAACUGCGGACCCAGAGAAGACAGCACCAGAAUUGGCUCCGCCGGUACCGUCCGUCGCCAGGCCGUCGACGUCUCCCCUCUCCGCCGCGUCAACCAGGCCAUUGCCCUCCUGACCAUUGGUGCCCGUGAGGCCGCUUUCCGCAACGUCAAGAGCAUCGCUGAGUGCCUUGCCGAAGAGCUGAUCAACGCCGCCAAGGGAAGCUCGAACUCGUACGCCAUCAAGAAGAAGGACGAGCUGGAGCGUGUGGCCAAGAGCAAUCGGUAAACGAUUUGCAAUUGGGGGCCGGGGGGGGUUAUUGCUGGUUGUGUUGUGGAGGGGCGUGCCGGGGAGGAUGUGGUGUUUCUUGUGUAUGUUCCGUGUGUGUGUGCGUUUAUUGCCAUAAUCUGCGGUGUUCGGUGGAUUUUAUUUCUCACGUUCAUCUGCGAUUUUUUUUUAACACAAAAGAAUUAAAAAAGGGACCCAAAUUUUUAUAUCUGGACUGGGUCUGUUGAAAGAACAGAAAUACUCCACAACGGGACAAUUUUUCUUUUCUUUUUGCUUAUUGUUCCUCUACGUAGUUGAAUGAAUCAUGAAGAAAUUUUUCUUUUGUCAAUUGAACAGGAAAAAGUCCGCCAUUUUCUCGAUUAGUCUGUUUACCCUAGGUCAGGCUGUCCUCGUUCACUGGGACGUUUGACAGCAUCACAUCAACUCCAAAUGCAACAAAACCACACGAAUGAAGCCAACAUGACAGGACAAGGAAAUAAAAUAGAGAACAGAAAAACGAUAGAGAACAGCGGAAUAAAAUCAAGAACCGAACUAAGUUCUCCUACCUCUUCAUAUCUGGAUUAAGCUGAAAAUCAGCUACUAUUCAUCUCAGGUUCCAGAUUCUAACAAAAUUUUAAUAUUCCAGUGACAUUUCAUGACGACAUUUAGAAAGUUAUAAGGUGUGAAUGUAUAUUACUAUCUCUAAGAAAAGCUCAUGAUCACGGUACUCUCAUAUCCUGAAGCCCAAUUUAUGCAUGUGUCC
Blastomyces gilchristii SLH14081 is the source of this 1561-nucleotide messenger RNA. Its product is annotated as 40S ribosomal protein S5. Gene Ontology annotation, molecular function: structural constituent of ribosome; rRNA binding; mRNA binding. Gene Ontology annotation, cellular component: ribosome; cytosolic small ribosomal subunit. Bases 175 to 819 code for a protein of 214 amino acids. The record is from RefSeq and is a predicted model, not a curated record. Lineage: Eukaryota; Fungi; Ascomycota; Eurotiomycetes; Onygenales; Ajellomycetaceae. The transcript is spliced from 3 exons. Gene Ontology annotation, biological process: ribosomal small subunit assembly; translation.